Molecule: messenger RNA, 786 nt
Organism: Pogoniulus pusillus (Red-fronted tinkerbird)
Lineage: Eukaryota; Metazoa; Chordata; Aves; Piciformes; Lybiidae
Exons: 4
Coding region: 1-786 (261 amino acids)
Biological process (GO): immunoglobulin production; immune response
Source: RefSeq, a predicted model, not a curated record
AUGUGCCAGAGCUGUGGUUGGGCUGUGCUCCUGGGGCUCUGGCUGACCCCCACCUUCUCCCCUCUCUCCUCUCCCUCUGCAGGUUCCCUGGUGCAGGCAGCUCUGUCUCAGCCAGCCUCGGUGUCAGCCAGCCCAGGAGAGACCGUCCAGAUCUCCUGCUCGGGGCUUAGCAGCUAUGCUGUUGGCUGGCACCAGCAGAAGGUCCCUGGCACUGCCCCUGUCACUGUGAUCUACUACAAUGACAAGAGACCCUCGGACAUCCCUUCACGGUUCUCUGGAUCCAAGUCUGGCACCACUGCCACCUUAACCAUCACUGGGGUGCAGGCUGAGGACGAGGCUGUCUACUUCUGUGGUAGCUGGGACAGCAGCAGUGAUGCUGUUGUAGUGACACAGAGAAAUGUGCCAAUGGUCUUAGCUGAACGAGGCCACGAGGGGGCGCUGCUGCUGCUGCCUUUUCGGUUUCCUCGUUCCCUGGUGCAGGCAGCUCUGACUCAGCCAGCCUCGGUGUCAGCCAACCCAGGACAAACCAUCCAGAUCUCCUGCUCAGGGCUUGGUAGCAGCAAUGCUGUUGGCUGGUACCAGCAGAAGGUCCCUGGCACUGCCCCUGUCACUCUGAUCUAUGCUAAUACCAACAGACCCUCGGGCAUCCCUUCACGGUUCUCUGGGUCCAAGUCUGGCACCACAGGCACCUUAACCAUCGCUGGGGUGCAGGCUGAGGACGAGGCUGUCUACUACUGUGGUGGCUGGGAUGGCAGUGGCAGUGGCAGCAGCUAUGGUGUCUGGUGA